This is a messenger RNA of Carassius carassius (crucian carp), 2989 nucleotides long. It is a transcript of the gene trpv4, whose product is annotated as transient receptor potential cation channel, subfamily V, member 4. Bases 323 to 2926 code for a protein of 867 amino acids. Gene Ontology annotation, cellular component: cilium; membrane. Gene Ontology annotation, biological process: actin filament organization; calcium ion import across plasma membrane; osmosensory signaling pathway. Gene Ontology annotation, molecular function: calcium channel activity; protein binding. NCBI's taxonomy places the organism in Eukaryota, Metazoa, Chordata, Actinopteri, Cypriniformes, Cyprinidae. The transcript is spliced from 17 exons. The record is from RefSeq and is a predicted model, not a curated record.
GGUUCCAUUCAGUGGGCGGUGGGGGGAAUCAAAACUGUUCUUCUGCAGUCGCUCUGUCCCAUUAUCAGUUUGUAACACCCAGGUGGAAAGAUGAAGACGCUUCUAAAGUUUACAUAAAGAGCUAUACGGAUCCCACCUGAAGAAUAACUGGACGAAUCUGACCUCAUAAACGGAAUAACUACUGAUUCUACGUCUAAGAAGAAACGUCUAGCAGUACAUUUGUCUUUACGGCUCUGUUUGUGACCCUGCAAUUCUCCUGACACUUUCCAGUUCCCUGGAGGAGUAGUUUGGGAUUGGAGAAGUGCACAUAGCAUACAAAGAAAUGACUGAACAGGGUUUCUCUGCUUCCACUCUAUUAAAGCGCUAUCGUCUGGCCAUGACUGAGUCAAACUCAAUCUCCUCACCAUCCGGUACUGCUGCUGAGGACCUGUCAGAGAGUAAGGACCUUAUAGCAGACGGGGAUCCCAACUUCCCCAUGUCUUCACUGGCAGAACUUCUGGACAAUGAUGAUGGAUCACAGCCGCCCCAGGAUUCAGCUCGGCCUGGACUACAGAAUGAUAACAAGCAGAACUCACGAAUAAGGUUCCCAGGAGCCUUUAAAAAGGGAGUUCCUAACCCCAUGGACCUUCUUGAGUCCACCAUGUCUGAGUAUCCAGUGGCACCUGGGCCUAAGAAAGCACCUAUGGACUCCCUGUUUGACUAUGGCACAUGUAGGGAGCUCAACAACCACAAGAAACGCAGGAAGAAGCUUCCACGAGGGAAGGCCGAGAUUGAGAUGUCAUGUGACGAGGGAUCCCCAGAGCCCCCUGUUCUUAAAGUCUUCAACCGUUGGCUGUUGUUUGAAGCCGUAUCUCGAGCAGAUCGAAGAGCUCUGGAUGGUCUCCUGCAGUAUCUUCAGUCACAUGAAAAGAGGCUGAUAGAUGAAGAGUUCAAAGAACCUUCUACAGGGAAGACGUGCCUCCCAAAAGCACUUCUGAACCUGCACAAUGGUCACAACGAUACCAUCCCUGUGUUAGUGGACAUUGCCGAAAAGACAGGAAACCUCAGAGAGUUCAUCAAUACGCCCUUCAGAGAUGUGUAUUAUAGGGGUCAGACGGCACUGCAUAUCGCCAUAGAACGACGAUGCAAACAGUAUGUGGAGCUUCUGGUGGAGAAGGGGGCUGAUGUUCAUGCCCAGGCCAGGGGCCGAUUCUUCCAGCCCAGAGAGGAGGGUGGAUACUUCUACUUCGGUGAGCUGCCUCUGUCACUCGCAGCUUGUACCAACCAACCAGACAUGGUGCAUUACUUGACCGAGAAUAGCCACAAGAUGGCAGAUCUGCGGAGGCAGGACUCAAGGGGAAACACAGUCCUGCACGCCCUGGUCCAUAUCGCUGACAACACUCGGGACAACACACGUUUUGUCACUAAGAUGUACGACUUGCUGCUCAUCAAAUGUGCCAAACUCUACCCAGACUGCAAUUUUGAGAAUAUUCUCAACAAUGAUGGCAUGUCCCCUCUCAUGAUGGCUGCCAAGCUGGGCAAAAUUGGGGUGUUCCAGCACAUUAUCCGGAGAGAGAUAAAAGAUGAGGAGGCUCGACAUCUUUCCCGGAAGUUUAAAGACUGGGCUUAUGGACCCGUCUACUCCAACCUGUAUGAUCUGUCUUCACUGGAUACCUGCGGAGAGGAAGUCUCUGUUCUGGAGAUACUCGUCUACAACAGCAAGAUUGAGAAUCGCCAUGAGAUGUUGGCGGUGGAACCCAUAAACGAGCUGCUGAGGGCCAAGUGGCAGAAGUUUGCCGCUGUGACCUUCUACAUCAGUGUGUUUUCCUACCUUGUCACCAUGAUCAUCUUCACUUUUGUGGCCUAUUAUCGUCCAUCAGUGGGUACACCCCCUUACGCCUACAACACCACAGAAGCCAAGGUGCGUUUGGCAGGGGAGAUCAUAACCGUGGCUUCUGGAGUUUUUUUCUUUGUAACAAAUAUUAAGGACCUUUUCCUGAAGAAGUGCCCGGGGGUGAAUUCUUUACUUAUUGAUGGAUCCUUUCAACUCCUCUACUUCAUCUACUCCGUGUUGGUGCUGGUGAGUGCAGCGCUGUAUCUGUCUGGGAUUGAGGCCUAUGUGUCUGUGAUGGUGUUUGCUCUAGCACUAGGUUGGAUGAACACCCUCUAUUUUACCAGAGGCCUUAAACUCACUGGAACUUACAGCAUCAUGAUUCAGAAGAUUCUAAUCAAAGAUUUGUUCCGGUUCCUGCUGGUUUAUGUGCUCUUCAUGAUCGGCUAUGCAUCAGCAUUAGUGUCACUGCUGACCAUCUGCCCUGAUCAGAAGACGUGUAACGGUAGCUGCCCCAAAUACCCAGAAUGCCGAGAUACAAACACCUUCAGCGAAUUUCUCUUGGACCUGUUUAAGCUGACCAUAGGCAUUGGAGAGCUGGACGACAUGCUAAAAGGCGCACAGUAUCCCAUCGUCUUCCUCAUUCUCCUGGUCACCUACAUUAUCCUCACCUUCGUCCUGUUACUCAACAUGUUAAUCGCUUUAAUGGGAGAGACGGUGGGACAGGUGUCCAAAGAGAGCAAGCAGAUCUGGAAACUGCAGUGGGCAACAACUAUCCUGGACAUUGAGCGAUCCUUCCCUGUGUGUCUGCGGAAGUCUUUCCGUGUUGGAGAGAUGGUUACUGUGGGCAAAGGCUUGGAUGGAUCGCCAGACAAACGCUGGUGCUUCAGGGUGGACGAGGUGAAGUGGUCCCACUGGAAUCAAAAUCUGGGGAUCAUAAACGAGGAUCCAGGCCAGAAAGACCAUUACGAACAAACACAGGGUGGACGGGGCCUUCGAAGAGAUCGCUGGUCAACGGUCGUCCCAAGAGUGGUUGAACUGAACAGGGGCUCCAGAGACCAUAUCCUAGAGAUGGAGCCUCUCACAGGCAGACGCAGACAUAAGUCUGAAAGCUAAAGCUGAACACUAAGGACUUAAAAGAGGGUAAAGCCCUUGAAACUUUUAUUACUGGGCAGACAG